Messenger RNA from Solanum pennellii, 1815 nucleotides. RefSeq names its product glucan endo-1,3-beta-glucosidase 11-like. Bases 356 to 1528 code for a protein of 390 amino acids. Gene Ontology annotation, biological process: carbohydrate metabolic process. Gene Ontology annotation, molecular function: hydrolase activity, hydrolyzing O-glycosyl compounds. The record is from RefSeq and is a predicted model, not a curated record. Gene Ontology annotation, cellular component: plasma membrane. The transcript has 3 exons. Lineage: Eukaryota; Viridiplantae; Streptophyta; Magnoliopsida; Solanales; Solanaceae.
AAGUUUUUAUAAGAAAAUUCAAAAUCCAAUACAUAAAAUUCAAAACUUUAGACUAUAAUUAGACUUUUGUCUGAAAAUAAUUUUCACAGCCAAAAACUCACCGGAAACCACCACUCAAGAAAACAACACUAGUAGUAUCAUAUAUGCAAUUUUUUUUUUUACUUUAUAGAGAGAAUUUUUUUUUUCAAGAAUCUUGAAAAUUUAGAGUUUUAUGAUUGUGGGAUUUUUGUGAAAAAGUGAUUGGUUGUGUGAAAAAGGGGUGUAUUGGGUGGUGGCUGAUGAAGCUAAAGGAGUGAGCUUUUGAGUUUUGGAAGAGGAAAAGGGAGGGACGACGUCGUUUUGAAGUUGUGUAGUGAUGAAGAUUCUUGUUAGAUUCCUUUUUAUGUUAUUGGUGAUCUUUAAUCCUAAUGCUCAACAGACUGCAAGAGCGUUCACAGGAACGUAUGGAAUUAAUUACGGAAGAAUUGCAGAUAAUAUCCCUUCACCUGAUAAAGUGGUUAAACUUCUUCGGGCAGCAAAGAUUAAGAAUGUUAGAAUUUAUGAUGCAGAGCCUAGUGUACUUAAUGCGUUUAAAGGAACAGGGCUUGAGCUAGUGGUUGGACUUCCGAAUGGGUUUGUAAAAGAAAUGAGUGCUAAUGCAGAUCAUGCUCUAACUUGGGUAAAAGAUAAUGUGAAGGCAUUCCUUCCUGAUACCCGCAUUGUUGGCAUCGCUGUUGGAAAUGAAGUUUUGGGGGGUAGUGACAAUGAACUGGAGGUAGCCCUUCUGAAUGCUGUAAAGAAUGUAUACAAUGCAACAAAAAAGCUUGGGAUAAGUGAUGUUGUUCAGAUAUCGACUGCACACUCGCAGGCUGUUUUUGCUGAUUCAUUCCCUCCUUCUUAUUGUGUAUUUAAAGAUGGUGUUGCUCAGUUGAUGAAGCCACUUUUAGAGUUCUUCUCGAAAAUUGGAUCUCCGUUCUGUCUAAAUGCUUAUCCAUUUUUGGCUUACACGUACAACUCCGAUAAAAUAGACAUAAAUUAUGCUCUUUUUCAGCCAAAUGAAGGCAUUGUUGACAAUAAAACUCAUCUACAUUAUGAUAACUUGCUCGAUGCUCAGAUUGAUGCAGCAUAUGCAGCUCUAGAGGAUGCUGGUUUCAGGAAAAUGGAAGUCAUAGUUACUGAAACAGGCUGGGCCUCUGAUGGGGAUGAGAAUGAACCUGCUGCCACCCCAAGUAAUGCUAGAACAUAUAAUUAUAAUCUGCGUAAAAGGCUCGCCAAGAGGAAAGGAACUCCAUUGAGGCCGAAAAAAAUGUUGAAGGCAUAUAUUUUUGCACUCUUCAAUGAGUAUCAAAAGCCAGGUCAAUCAUCAGAGAAGAACUUUGGACUCUUCAAAGCUGAUGGUAGUAUAUCUUAUGAUGUCGGCUUCUCUGGGUUGCAAGAUAUUUCAGCUGCAUCUUCGCUUUUGUCUUUGAAGGGAAUGCAAGCUCAAGGGUACUAUUUGUCAGCGACAGCAAUCACAACUUCAAUAUCGAUUCUUCUGUCGAGGUUAUGACAACAUUUUUUGAUCUCUCAUCUUAUACGAAUUACCAGAUUAGCGUCUCGUAUUUCCUAGUUUCAGAAACUGCUACAUCAACAAACAUUAGGAAAUGCAGUCUCUUAGAUCUUCAUCGCUAGUCGACCAUGGAGAUUGCUGAUUGUUUUUGAAUUUUUCAGCAAUGCACUAUCAGUAUAUAUGAAAUAAGUUCUUUCUUGGUUUAUCUUGUCUUAGUCUUGCUGGUUCUUAGUAUUCUUAUGUAGAUUUUACGUUGUUAUAUGCAUUGACGGUUUAUAGAACUUUUA